GUUUUUGUUUUGUUUUUCAUUUUCCUCACGUUUGAAAUAUAUAAAUAUAUUUGUGCAAUCUCUUCUUCCGAAAAAUGAAACUUUGGACAUCACCCUGGGUGUCUUGCCUGGUGGUUCUCCUCAUCCUGUGUUUUGGAGCAGAGUGCGGGACAGUCCGGAGGAAGGGGAGAUCCAAGAGGGAGCUGGUGCGCCUUAGGGAGGCGAGAGCCACCGUCCCGGGGGCUUGUGCCACACGUCUGCCCCGGGGCAAGCGCUCUUUGCCCGGCUCGGAGCGCCGGGUGCUCCGCCAGCGUCGGCGCUCCUCUUACGCGGAGGAGAGCUCCGCGCACCGGGGCAGAGCGGUCUACUUCACCGGCAGGGGAGACCAGCUCCGGCUCAAACCCGGCGUGGAGAUUCCUAGGAGCAAUUUUACUCUGGAGAUGUGGAUCAAACCUGAAGGAGGGCAACGAUCGCCCACAGUCAUUGCAGGCCUGUACGACAAAUGCUUCUAUGCCUCCAGUGACCGAGGUUGGCUGCUUGGUAUCCAGGCGGUUAGUGAACAUGGAAACCGUGACCCUCGAUUCUUCUUCUCCCUUAAAACUGACCGUGCUCACAAAGCGACCUUCAUCCACUCUAAUGUCCGUUAUGUGCCCAACCAAUGGGUACAUAUGGCAAUCACAUAUGACAGCCUGUACAUGAAGCUCUUUAUCAAUGGAGCCCAAGUGGGUGUUAGCCGAGAACAGUCCGGCGAUAUCUUCAGUCAUUUGACCAAAAAGUGCAAAGUUCUGAUGAUUGGUGGAAAUGCACUGAAUCACAAUUACAGAGGGGCAGUGGAAAGAGUGAGUUUAUGGAGGCAAGCCCGAAAGCAGAGGGAUGUUAUCAGAGAUAUGCAGGGCCACGAGGACCUUGAAGAUCUACCUCAGCUAAUCAUUCGUGAAACCUUUGAGCAUCCGGGCCGUAAGUGGUUGACUGUAAAAGAUGGCAGUUUUCCUCAGUCUGAGAAAGGAGGAGGUGGACGACUAGGAUUUUUAGGCGGAAUGGGAGGAGCUAAAAAUCCUGAAAUAACGUUAGAUACGACUCUAGAAACUCCAGUUUGUGGCCAAACUGUGUGCGACAAUGUUGACGUUAUUAAAAACUACAACCAGCUUUGGACCUUCCGUCGGCCGAAGAGAGUGCGAUAUCGUGUCAUUAAUAUUUGGGAUGACGCAAGAAGGAGGCCAACUGUUUCAGAUCAUCAGAUCAUUCUGCAGCACCAGCAGCUUAAUGAGGCCUUUAGUCGACACAACAUAUCCUGGGAGCUAAGCAUUCACAACGUUACCAAUUCCUCUCUACGUGACCGCUUAAUUCUCGCUAACUGUGAUAUCAGCAAAGUUGGAGAUGAUAGAUGUGACCCUGAAUGCAACCAUCCUUUGACCGGGAACGAUGCAGGUGACUGCAUGUCUGGAUACUGGAGCCAGUGCCCUGAACACAAGCAGGGGAAUGGGAUAUGUGACCCUGAAUGUAAUUGGGAUAACUUCAUGUACGAUCAAGGUGAUUGCUGCAAUCCCAACGUGACGGAUGUGACUAAGACAUGCUUCAACCGCUCCUCUCCAUACAACUAUGGCCCUCCAGAUGUGGAGCAACCAUGUGAACCCAGUGUGCGCACGUGGAGUCCCAACGCAGGGACUGAGCAAGGUCUUGUUGGUCUGUCAGAGUGCCCUCCCAACGGCUGCAUGCUUCAGCUAAAGUUCUUGCAACCGGUGGUACCUGAUUCCCUGACUGUGUGGGUCACAUUUUUCAGUCCUGAGGAAACAGCGUUGCCUGCAAUUCAUGACAUCUUGCUGCUGACUGUCAAUGGGAACAACAUUUCACUGGGCCCCAGUAAUGUUUUUUGUGAUACUCCAUUGACUUUGAAACUGGACAUAGUAGAAAAGGUUAAUGGAGUACAAAUUUACACCAUGGAGCAACACCUGGAGAUUGAUGCCACUCUAUUAGCAUCCAAGCCAGACUGCAUGCUUUGCAGGCACUGCCAGCCGCUACGAUAUCGCCUGCUGCGCCAACCAGCCUUCAGCCAUUCACCACAUGGCCUGAUGUUAAAUGAGCCUACUCGUCAAUUUACAGACAGGGAUGUUGUGCCGCAUGUUGUGUACACCUACCAGAUCCAAACUAUCUCCAGUCGGAGUGAGAGUGAGCCCUCUCCACCGCUGGUGCAUGAACUCGGGGCGCCCUACUGUGGAGAUGGACACAUCCAAAGUUCCAGAGGAGAGGAAUGCGAUGAUAUGAACUUCAUGAAUGGGGAUGGUUGUUCAAGUCAGUGCAAGAAAGAAUCCUUCUUCAACUGUGUUGAGGAGCCGAGUAGAUGUUACUACUAUGACGGUGAUGGGGUGUGUGAAGACUUUGAGCGAGAAACGGGUGUAAGAGACUGUGGUCUCUACACACCCAGUGGGUAUUUGGACCAGUGGGCUUCCUCUGUUGAAGUUUCCCAUGAAGAAAGGCCCUACUGCUCUGGUGAAGUGGCUGCUGGGUAUCCUGCUGUCACCAAGACAUGUCAGUCGAAGGUUUUUGAUCUAUCUGAUGGAGUCUCCCAGUAUGCGUGGUUCCCCUGUCGUGAAGCUGAUCAAUCUACCUAUGGAUAUACUACUUACUGGCUGAAGGCACACUUCUCUCGACCCAUGGUGGCAGCAGCAGUGAUCAUACACCUGGCUGCAGAUGGGACUGGCUUCAUUGACCACACACAGUGCAACAUCACUGUUCAGUUGGUCGACAGUAAAGAGAGCGUUCACAGUCUGGGUGAGUGGCGUCUGAGCUGCCGCACUAACCCUUUGGUGAUCCCAGUGAGACAUGACCUGUCCGUGGCCUUUUACCACACCAAGGCUAUCCUGGUCAUGUUUGCCUGUCGCCUUGUGGCCAUCUCCGGCGUUGGCCUGCGGUCCUUCCAGUCUUUUGACCCCAUCACUAUAAGUGGUUGCCAGAGUAAUGAGAUCUACAACCCCACAGGACAAAGUUGUGUACAUUAUUCGUGUGAAGCCAUUGACUGCCAGGAACCGUUAAUCCGCAAUGCAGAGCUAAAGUGCAGUAGCCCUGGCCGCCACUUCUACAAUGGAGACCGCUGCACCAUCUUUUGCAACUCUGGAUAUGCCCUGCAAGUCCACCAGGAUGAUGACAUCAUCAAGAGCCAGUCAUUUUCUUCAGUGACCAUAACCUGUGCAAAUGGGAAGUGGAAUAAGCAGGUUUCAUGUGAGCCUGUGGAUUGUGGUCUGCCAGACAAAUACCAUGUUCACCCCGCUCAUUUCAGCUUCCCAGAGGGUACGACUUAUGGCAGUAGAAGCACGUUUCAGUGUCGAGAACCUGCGCAGCUCAUAGGAACAAACAACACUCUUACUUGCCUAGAAGAUGGAUUGUGGUCUUUCCCAGAGGCUCUCUGUGAGCUCCGCUGUGCAGCCCCUCCUCCUGUAGCCAACGCGGUGCUGCAAACAAAGCGUUGCAAUGAGACGGGCCUAAAAGUUGGUACCCUCUGCAAGUACAAGUGCAAACCAGGAUACCACGUUAAAAACAAGCCCAAAAGACGUGCAUUUAAGCGCCAGUGCACAGAGGAUGGCACCUGGCUGGAGGGGGCAUGUGAGCCCGUGACCUGUGAUCCUCCCCCGCUUAUCUUCCAUGGCUCUUACCACUGCACCGACGGCUUCCGCUUUGACAGCGUCUGCAGACUUAACUGCUCCAAUUCCGCUGGUACUCCUGCGGUUGCCGCCACAAGAGACUCUGCCCUUACGGUGAGGCUGCUGCACUCUUCAUGCAAGCAGGGUACAGGAUCCAAUGUGAUUCGCUGUAGGAAGGAUGGCAACUGGACAGGGUCAUUCCGUAUCUGUCCAAACAGCAAAGGCCAAUGUCCUUUACCUCAAAACCUGCAUUAUAGCCUGCAGUACUCAUGCAAGCGAGGACACGGCAUAGGUGAGGAGUGUGAGCUCAAGUGCAGAGAGGGCAAUAAUGAAGUGGUGAUUCUUCCCAGCAACGUGACAGUGAAAAGUGUUCUUGAGGAGCACUGGAGGAGCCCACUGAAAGUCAAGAGCAUAGUGUGCACAAUGGGACUGAAAUGGUAUCCAGCCCCAGAGUCACUCCAUUGCAUCAAAGGAUGUGAGCACUUUAUGGGAGACAACUACUGUGAUGCAGUCAACAACAGGGCAUUCUGCAGCUACGAUGGAGGAGACUGCUGUCAAUCCACUGUCAAGACCAAAAAGGUAAUUCCCUUCCCCAUGUCCUGUGACAUACGGGAUGAGUGCUCCUGCCGAGAUCCCAACGCCAUGGAGAACAGGAAGGAUGAGCGCUUCCAUUCCCUCGGGUGAUGAACCUGAGCGGUGAUCUCCGUUCAGGCUUCCAGGACCCUUCAACACAACACAGCCAGAGUGGCCGAGGCAGAACCCCCUUCAUCCUCCUCUCGGCCAACAGUCGCCUCCACAUGCUGCUUAAAAGGCAUACCUCUACAUUUAUACUGCAAUCCCAGCCAGCUAAAAUACUUGCACCUCUCUACA
This is a messenger RNA of Nematolebias whitei (Rio pearlfish), 4484 nucleotides long. RefSeq names its product pregnancy-associated plasma protein A, pappalysin 1a (gene pappaa). The transcript is spliced from 19 exons. Bases 75 to 4298 code for a protein of 1407 amino acids. Lineage: Eukaryota; Metazoa; Chordata; Actinopteri; Cyprinodontiformes; Rivulidae. The record is from RefSeq and is a predicted model, not a curated record.